This is a messenger RNA of Aedes albopictus (Asian tiger mosquito), 1439 nucleotides long. RefSeq lists its product as uncharacterized. The record is from RefSeq and is a predicted model, not a curated record. Bases 36 to 1214 code for a protein of 392 amino acids. Gene Ontology annotation, molecular function: single-stranded DNA endonuclease activity; RNA endonuclease activity; nucleic acid binding. The transcript has 5 exons. Lineage: Eukaryota; Metazoa; Arthropoda; Insecta; Diptera; Culicidae. Gene Ontology annotation, cellular component: nucleus; mitochondrial inner membrane. Gene Ontology annotation, biological process: apoptotic DNA fragmentation.
UCCAUCAGUUACAUUCCGAUUUACACCUGCUCGCAAUGCAGCGGGCUAAACUGCUAGGUUUCGUUUCGCUGUUUGCGCUUUUACAACCCGGUCAUUCACAAUGCAACGUGAAUCUUCAGGAUCACCUGGCACCAUUGGAACCUCUGUUCAUUAAAAACGGCCAGCUGUGGGCUCCCGACGGCCCGGAGCUGACUUGGGAGGAACAGGAAAGCACGACGGUCGCAUGUGCUAAAACUAAGCUUGUGAAUGUAAAUAGCAAUACAGCAUCGUUGACGUGUGUGUCGGGGCAGGAUUUCAUCGUGAAUGGGGCGCCGGUGAACUCGACGGAUUUGCAAUGCUCCGGUCGAAUGACCGGAGAGGUUGAAGAAACUGGAGAAACAUGUGGGUCCAGUGGUGGAACAUUGUUGAAACUUGGAUUUAAUGUCGAAGGGAUAGGAUUUAUGACUUACAUAGAAUCGUGCUACGAUAGAGAAGAGGCAUCGGUCAUUUACACUAGACAUACCAUUCCUGGAAAGGCUAUUGAACAUUCUAUUAAAGAGUCCUAUCGACCAUCAUUUAAAGUUGCUGGAGCAUCUUCUCAUGUAAAUCCGGCUACGUCAUACACUCAGCAAGCUCAGCUGAACAGGUUAACCGAGCUGUUGGGCUCCGAAGAGCAAGCCAAAAAGUUUCUCCAAGGUGGGUCAUACUACCUAGCUCGUGGACAUUUAGCACCGGAUGCAGAUGGCGUUUACAGAUCCUGGCAGUGGGCAACCUACUUCUAUGUGAACGUAGCCCCACAAUGGCAAGUUGUCAACGCUGGUAAUUGGUUGGUGGUGGAAAACUUGUCUCGCUCCAAAGCAGCCCAGCUUCAAGAGGACCUGAUAGUGUACGAUGGAGUGCACGAUGUGCUGCUUUUGCCACAUGUUGAUGGCCAAUCGAUACCGAUAACACUUGAAGCCGGCGGUAUUCGAGCACCGAAGUGGUAUUGGAAGAUAAUCGUAUCGCCCGCUACAAGUGCUGGUGUCGCAUUCGUCACCAAUAACGAUCCAUUCCGAACCAGCCUGCCGGUCAAUGAAUUCCUGUGUGACGAUGUGUGUUCUCAGUAUGGAUGGAGUGAUGAAAGAUUUCAAGAUUUCACCCGGGGAUAUACCUACUGCUGCGCGGUAGUUGAUUUACAGACUGCUAUUGAAGACAUUCCCAGCGAUUUACAAGUGAAUCAUGUCUUACAAAAAUAAAUUUCAAUGCUAUACUAUGUUCAAUAUACUGUAGAAUCACAUAUAAGACGCCACACUCAAUUGACGUUCACCGCAUUCUCAGGUGAGUCGCAUUGGACGGGGUUCUGCUAAACCGAACUAAGCGUCAAAAAGUUUAUUCCAAGAUAUUUAAUCAAGCUUAAUGUUCAACCACUCACAAAUAAACUGAAGUUAAGUUUUUUUUUAAUAAAAUCCCCACACAUGUCA